AUGCCAGCUCUUUCCAGUAUUGCAGAGUCGUUGUCUGAAAGAGAGGAGGAUUUCUACGAAGUACUCCCAAUUGGCAGUGACGAUGAUGGAAAAAGGAUACAGGCUGAUGAAGUGGAUGAGAAUGAUGUAAACAGUUUGCAGAAUUCAAUCAUUGACUGGACAGAAGAUGAAACAUGGACCCCAUCUAAAGACACAGAAGAAGUUUCUACCUCAGAGGAGGAAACAAGAAAGGAAGACAGUGAGUCUGACGACAGUGACACGGACUACAUACCAACAAUACGAAUCAGGCCUACGUUGCCAGCACUUCGGCCUCUCGGGGCACGCCGACCCCGACCACGGCCCCUGGACGUAGACGGACGGGCUCGCUUAGGUGCUCUGCUCGUCGGGGUGAAAGGGGGUGAAUCCUCGUCAGAGGACGACUCUGCUGCAUGCGAACUCUAA
Molecule: messenger RNA, 441 nt
Organism: Knipowitschia caucasica
Lineage: Eukaryota; Metazoa; Chordata; Actinopteri; Gobiiformes; Gobiidae
Source: the annotation of a GenBank genome assembly